Penicillium verhagenii is the source of this 2361-nucleotide messenger RNA. Its product is annotated as E3 ubiquitin-protein ligase. The record is from RefSeq and is a predicted model, not a curated record. The transcript has a single exon. NCBI's taxonomy places the organism in Eukaryota, Fungi, Ascomycota, Eurotiomycetes, Eurotiales, Aspergillaceae. Bases 1 to 2361 code for a protein of 786 amino acids.
AUGGUGCUCUCGCUGCCGGUCCCCAGCUUCUCCAGAUCCUCCGCAUCCCCCCCACGCCCCGCCGACGGCAGCGUGCCCGCAUCACAAACCCGCCGUCACCGCGAUUCAGCUUCCACUCCCUCAGCCAGUUCUUCCUCCACCCGAGCCUCCUGGAAACCGGCUGUUCUGGGUGGUAGCCCAUCCGCUCAGAGUAGCCACUCCAUCACCCUAAGCGAGGCGUUACGAAAUAACCCGUUUGGCAGUCCUUUGCGCUCGUCUCGGUCUAAUCAGGCACCGAUAAACGAUACACAGGAAUAUAAGCGGGACCAGGAGGAGUUGAAUGCUGCUCUCGAAGCACUUGCUCGUAUUUUUCCGGAUGUGAAGAUCGAAGUGUUCCGAGAGUUACUUCUCCGCUUCGAUGGAGAGAGUAGGCUGCAUGUUUGCGUUGAGCAGCUUCUUCGACACAAAAAAGACUGGGUUUCCGGAAGAUGGAAUACAUCGGAUGAAAGUGGUAACUCGGAAGAGGAGGAUCCGGACGACCGGGCUGGUUGUACUCACGAUGCCCUCCCGGAAGGAGGUCUCGUGCCGAUCGAAGAACGGUUCCGGUCCGACGAAUACAAGGCUGCAGUACGAGUGACGCUGGCAAAGGAGUUCAAUGGCCUGAGUAAAAGUACUCUCGAAGGUGUUUUGGCUGAAGUGAAUUUCAGUUACCUGCGAGCACGACCAAUAUUGCGGGACCUUGCGCGGCGAACGUGGAGGGCUACAUUCAAUAGUAUGUUGCCCUCGUUCAGAAGAAAGAAAGACCGCGAGGAACAUCCUCUUGUUACGUGGCAGCGUCGGCCGGACGGAGUACUUGUGCCGAGGCUGAAAGAUACUGGAUGCGUUGAGCUGGAUGGCGAGUUAUAUGCGACACUCGUGAACCCGGUGCUGCAGCAAAAGCUUGAGGAGCAGGAGACUGUUGAUUUUCAGUUCGCCUCGGACCUGAAUGAACAAGAAGCUAAAGCGGCAGAUGCCUUAUAUGAGUGCGAAUGCUGCUUCGCCGACGUGACUUUCGAGCAGAUUGCAACUUGCUCGUCGAAUGUCCAUAUAAUUUGUUAUAAUUGUAUCCAGCGGACUACUCAUGAAGCCCUCUUCGGUCAAGGUUGGGGAAAAUCCGUGGAUUUAGAGCACUCGACACUAAAAUGCCUUGCUCCGCUAUCUGUUGGCGCCUGUGAGGGUUGUCUUCACCCGCAAAUUGUGCGUCAGGCAAUCUUGCUAGAGCCAGCUGGGGCCGAGACAUAUCGCAAAUUUGAAGACCGUCUAGCGUCUGAAUCGUUGCUGAAAUCACAGCUUAAGCUCAUUCGCUGCCCAUUCUGUUCUUAUGCGGAAGCCGACCCCGUAUACCACCCUUCAACUCGUGGCAUAGGCUGGCGGGUUCGUCGUGAUGGCGGUAUUAUUCCUACCAUCUUGAUGACCCUUCUCCUACUCGACCUUGUUCCGUUACUUGUGAUACCCUUCCUAAUCCUCCUUCUAUUUAAUCCCUCCUCUGUAGCGGCCAUACUAAAAAACUCUAUCCGCAACCUUUGCCUCAAGCUUCGACCCAAGAGAUUCAAAUGCUCCAACCCCACAUGCGCACGGGUCAGCUGUAUGACAUGUCAGAAAGCCUGGCGAGACCCCCAUGUCUGUCAUGAGCCAUUGCUUCUCGACUUACGCGCAACUGUCGAGGCAGCCCGCACCUCGGCCGUCAAACGGACCUGUCCUCGCUGCAGCCUCUCCUUCGUCAAGUCCUCGGGCUGUAACAAACUCACCUGUGUCUGUGGGUACUCAAUGUGCUACCUCUGUCGCAAAGCGCUCGGAACUCCCGUCAGACCAUCACAGGCCAACCGUGACGGCAGGCGGCGUCAGAUUGACAUAGAUCGAAACGAUAUCCCUGCUGGGGGCUUUGACGGUGCAUUAGACGAUGAAGACUUUGACGACGAGGAAUUUGAAGAGCCAGAAGGAUACAAACACUUCUGCGAGCACUUCCGUAUUAAUCCUGGCUCCCGCUGCACCGAAUGCACUAAAUGUGACCUCUACCAGGCCGAAGAUGAGGAGGCUGUCGCGCGUCGGGCUGGAGAAAAGGCCGAGCGUGAAUGGAUGACCCGCCAAGGAAGUGAUCCGAAUUCAACUGGCUCUGCAGUUGCCUUGGGACUUCGCAAUGUCAACCAGGACCUUUCAGCUGGAACUGAAGGCAAUCCUGCUACUCGCCGUGUAUCAGCGUCCCCAUGGGAUCUGCAUCUAAGCACGGGAAAACCAUGGGGCUACUGGUUCAGCGAUGUUUGGCUAGAUGGAGGAUGGAGAUUAGAAGGGCAGGCUCUAGUAGACUGGAUCGUGGAGCGAGUAGUUGUGAUCGAAAAUCUGUGA